AUGUGCGAAGAUUUGCUGGUCGGCGACGACUCCGGCAAGGUCUACUACUACUCCGUGGAGUGGCCAGACUUUGCUCCCGGAUGCAUGACAAUGCUGGCCAAACUCGACGCCCACAGCCAGAACAUCUGCGGCCUCGCAUGGUCCCCAGAUGGUACGCAGUUUGUCACCGGUGGUAAUGAUAAUCGGGCUCUGCUUUUCGAUCCAUCCAUCUUACUCCAUGCGGAUGCUGAAGGGCAUGUCUCCACGCAUGUGCCUGAUCCCGUGGCAGAUACGUUCGAUGAUUCAAUCUUUUCGACCUCUCAGCUGCCAACACCCCCAAGUUCGCCCCAGAGAUAUCGAUCGGCAAGCCGCCGUCGCUCCUCGAACUUGAACAGAGGGCCGGUCAGGAGUACACAGAGUCUUGGUCUAGAAACACCUCCUCCAUCUCCUUCGCGUCGAGGCAGAGUAGACAGUCGUUCUCCCACCACAGACCCUCUCAGCUCCCGUGGCAAUCCUCACAGCGGUCCUCCGCAAAACGCGUCCGUCCUUCGCAACAGGCUCGUGGAUCCCGCUAUACCCGCACAAGCCGGUGUCCACGUUCAUUCAUUCUAUCACGCGGCAGCUGUGAAAGCUAUUGCAUUUGCCCCAUGGCAGCCAAAUCUGCUUGCGACUGGAGGCGGAAGCAAUGAUCGCCAGAUCCAUUUUUUCCACACAGGGUCAGGAGCGCUUCUGGCCCUGAUCAAUGUCUUCUCGCAAGUCACCAGUUUGGUGUAG
Fonsecaea erecta is the source of this 753-nucleotide messenger RNA. RefSeq lists its product as hypothetical. Gene Ontology annotation, molecular function: anaphase-promoting complex binding; ubiquitin ligase activator activity; protein binding. The record is from RefSeq and is a predicted model, not a curated record. Gene Ontology annotation, cellular component: anaphase-promoting complex. Gene Ontology annotation, biological process: anaphase-promoting complex-dependent catabolic process; positive regulation of anaphase-promoting complex-dependent catabolic process; positive regulation of ubiquitin protein ligase activity. The coding region runs from base 1 to 753 and encodes 250 amino acids. NCBI's taxonomy places the organism in Eukaryota, Fungi, Ascomycota, Eurotiomycetes, Chaetothyriales, Herpotrichiellaceae. The transcript has a single exon.